ACCAGAGAGGAAAGAAUUUUUAAAAAUGAAAAGAAAAGAAAGAAUCGCCAGGCGCUUAGAAGGAAUUGAGACAGACACGCAGCCCAUCCUCUUGCAGAGUUGCACAGGGUUAGUGACUCACCGGCUGCUGGAGGAAGACACGCCCAGAUACAUGCGAGCCACAGACCCAGCCAGCCCCCACACCGGCCGAUCAAAUGAAGAGGAAGAAACUUCUGAUUCUUCUUUAGAAAAGCAGACUCAACCUAAACACUGCACAGAAACCUCAGGUAUCCAUGGUGACUCAUCUUACAGUUCAGGUAUGGACACCCAGGGUCUUGAGUCCAAAGCUGAAAGGAUUGCAAGGUACAAAGCGGAGAGGAGACGGCAACUGGCAGAAAAAUAUGGGCUAGCUCUGGAUUCUGAAGCAGACUCCGAAUCUUUGUCUCGAUAUACCAAGUCCAGGAGGGAGCCAGAUGCUGUUGAGAAAAGGGGAGGAAAAAGUGACAGGCCGGCUGAGUCAAGCAAAGAUUUCAGUUCUCUGUACUCCAGCACUGAGAUCCCAAGGCUCAAGACCUGUGUGGCUGAAUCCCAGGACUAUGCCCUCCAUGCCAGGGACGGUGUUUCCAACACAGAGGUGCUGCUAAACAUGGAAAACCAAAGACGAGAUCAAGAGCUGAAUGCCACUGGGCAGCAGGCCCUGGACCUGCCCCCCACAGUUGAGAGUUCCUCAUCCUUCCAGUUUUGCGGGCAAGACUGCUCCUUCAGUGAGGUGCCAAAGUCCCCAAAGCAAAUGCGCAGCAUGCCCCUCUCUUCACCUGGGCAGCCAGCAUCCCCAAGCCACUCUGGUGACUCGCCACUCCCCGCUGAAGCUCGAUCAAGUACAGGGAAACUCAAACAUGAGUGGUUUCUGCAGAAAGAUUCCGAAGGGGACACACCUUCACUUAUCAACUGGCCUUCCAGAGUUAAAGUUAGAGAAAAAAUGGUGAAAGAGGAGAGUGCUCGCAGCAGCCCUGAACUUGCCUCAGAGUCCUUAAGUCACAGGAGACGUCAGCCCAUGCCGGGGCAUUACCUGUCCUUUCAUUCAGAAAACUCGGCCUUCGAUAGGGUCACGAGCAAGGCAGCCAGCUCUGCACGACAGCUGAUCCGUGGCUAUGUCCAACCAGCAGAUCCCGUGCACUCUGCCAUGCUGGUGACCUCAGAAACCCCAGAAAGUGUGUCUGAGUGCAGCUGGGUGGGAUCAGCCACCCAGAAUGUCAUAAAGCCUCCCGCCCUGAAGGUUCUCAAAGGUGAGAGAAGAGAUACCCCCAUUCUCCAUAUUUGUGAAUCACAAGCAGAAGAGGACGUGCCCCUCACUGAAGCUCUCGAGAAAAGCAGGAAAGCACUAUUGGCUUUAGAGGAUGAAGGGUUUGAGAGAAGCCACGAGGACACUUCUGGAAAUGAGGACUUUGGUAAGCCUGCCGCUCUUGACACCAUCACCUUAGAACAUCGGAAGGAGCCAGAAAGUCUUUCACACCCACCUCAAGCUCAGCACCAGUUCACUGAGAGAAUGGGCAGGAGUGAAAUGGUUUCCUAUGUUCAGAGUGAGCCUGUAUCCCAAGAUGCCAGAGUGACAGGUCACAAAAAAGAAGCACCUAGAAGGAAGCGCAAGGUCCUCACCCGCUCCCUGUCUGACUACACGGCCCCUCCUCAGCUCCAGGCCCUGAAGAGUAAGCACCCAGCUGCAGAGGGACAGCUGGAGCUGCAGGGUACCAAAGCUGAGGGGCCCCUCUCGGAGCUGAGCGUGCUGGACACCAAGGUCUCUGUCGCCCAGCUCCGAAGUGCAUUUCUGGAGUCUGCCAAUGCCAGCAAGAAACCUGAAUUCCAAUCACGGCUUGAGAGGUCAACCAAAGGAGUUGGCUUGCCUACCAGUGUGGAACGGGAGAGAGGGUCCCAGAAACCACGGCGCUAUUUUUCUCCUGGUGAAAGUAGAAAAACUUCUGAGAGAUUUAGAACUCAACCUAUAACCUCAGCAGAACGAAAGGAAUCAGAUAGGUCUACUUCAAAUUCAGAAAUGCCAACUGCUGAGGAUGAAGAAAAGGUAGAUGAACGAGCCAAACUGAGUGUUGCUGCCAAGAGGCUGCUUUUCCGGGAAAUGGAAAAGUCAUUUGAUGAGAAAAAUGUUCCAAAGCGAGGUUCGAGAAACGCGGCCGUGGAGCAGAGGCUGCGGCGUCUGCAGGACAGAUCCCACACCCAGCCCGUGACCUCCGAGGAGGUGGUCAUGGCAGCCACAUUGCAGGCAUCUGCUCACCAAAAGGCUUUAGCCAGAGACCAGGCAAAUGAGGGCAAAGAUUCUGCUGAACAAGGUGAACCUGAUUCCUCCACACUAAGCUUGGCAGAGAAGUUGGCCUUGUUUAACAAAUUGUCCCAGCCAGUCUCAAAGGCUAUUUCUACCCGAAACAGAAUAGACACGAGACAGAGGAGAAUGAAUGCUCGCUAUCAAACUCAGCCGGUAACGCUUGGAGAGGUGGAACAGGUACAAAGUGGAAAGCUCAUUCCUUUCUCGCCCACUGUUAAUACUUCUGUGUCCACCAUGGCAUCUACAAUCACUCCUAUGUACGCAGGGGACCUUAGGACAAAGCCAUCCAUGGAUGACAACACAAGUGUCACUGCCUAUAAGUUUCCUUCUUCAAUAGAAAAUGUAGAGUCUUCGAUUAGAAGCACUCUGAAGCCCCAAUCCUGUCAGCCUUCAGUAGAGGGCAGUGGGAGCAAAGGUAUGUUUAGAGAUUAUGGAGAAACGGAAAGCAGGAGAGUCUUGACAGGUAGAGAUGGUGGUGUUAAAAACGGAUCCUUUGAGGAAGCAGAGCCAUCCUACCCUAUCCUCAAUUCAGUCCAGAAAGGAGACAGCCAUAAAGAACCUAAAUAUGAUGUUCUGAGAAAAGGAAGCCUAGAGCUACCAAAUGCCCCUGUCUCCCACCCUGGCGAUGAGGAGUUUUCCACUGCCAAAAGCACCAUACAAGAGAACCCAGACUUGAAGGGCAGGCAGCCCUUUGAAGAGAAGGUGGACAUGGAGAAUGUCACAAAGAGGAAGUUUUCGCUGAGAGUGUCAGAGUUCGGGGAACCCACUCCUGAGCAGAGCGGCACAGUUGCUGGACACAGUGUUGCUCAAGCUGCAGCCCCAGUGUCCUGGAAGCAGCAAGAGCCUGCAGAGCUCCCACAGGAGAAGCACUGUAAGAAUCCAUGUGCAAUGUUUGCUGCUGGAGAGAUCAGAAUGCCAACAGUGGAGGGCAGCCUUGAUUCACCCAGCAAAACCAUGUCCAUUAAAGAAAGAUUAGCACUGCUGAAGAAGAGUGGGGAGGAAGAUUGGAAAAACAGACUUACCAGAAAGCAGGAGUACAGCAAAGCGACCGUUGCGAGUAGCCUGCACAUACAAGAAGUGGAACAGUCACUCAAGAAGAAGGAAGACGGAGGAUUUACAGAUGAUAGUAUCGUUUCUAAACUGCUUUGGGAACCUGUAUAUGCUUCUACUUAUUCUCCUACUAUACCUGCUGCCCAUAAACACCUGUCUUUUGUAUCUAUUAAUCAGGUCACAGAAAGUCGAGAGAGCCAAAUGACUAUCGAAGAGAGGAAGCACCUCAUCACUGUGAGAGAGGAAGCUUGGAAGACAAAAGGCAAAGGGGCAGCUAACGACUCCACCCAGUUUACCGUGGCCGGAAGAAUGGUGAAGAAAGGUUUGGCAUCACCCACUGCCAUAACGCCAGUAAUGUCCCCUAUUUGCAGUAAAACAAGGGGCACAACACCCAUUUCCAAACCCCUGGAAGAUAUUGAAGCCAGACCAGACAUGCAGUUAGAAUCGGACCUGAAGUUGGACAGGCUGGAAAGCUUUCUGAAAAGGCUGAAUAACAAAGUUGGUGGGAUGCAAGAAACUGUACUCACUGUCACGGGCAAAUCUGUUAAGGAGGUGAUGAAGUUGGACGAUGACGAAACCUUUGCCAAAUUUUACCGCAGCAUAGAUGAUACCGUGCCAAGGAGCCCUGUAGAGCUGGAAGAAGACUUUGAUGUUAUUUUCGACCCUUAUGCCCCCAAGUUGACGUCUUCUGUGGCCGAGCACAAGCGUGCAGUUAGACCCAAGCGCCGGGUUCCGGCUUCCAAAAACCCCCUGAAAAUGCUGGCAGCAAGAGAAGACCUCCUUCAGGAAUAUACUGAGCAGAGACUAAAUGUCGCCUUUAUGGAGUCAAAACGGAUGAAAGUAGAAAAGAUGUCCUCCAACUCCAACUUCUCAGAAGUCACCCUGGCAGGUUUAGCCAGUAAAGAAAAUUUCAGCAGCGUCAGUCUGCGAAGCGUCAACCUAACAGAACAGAAUUCUAACAACAGUGCAGUGCCCUACAAGAAGCUGAUGCUGUUACAGAUCAAAGGAAGAAGACAUGUGCAGACAAGACUGGUCGAACCUCGAGCUUCGUCACUCAACAGCGGGGACUGCUUCCUCCUGCUCUCUCCCCACUGCUGCUUCCUGUGGGUAGGAGAGUUUGCAAAUGUCAUAGAAAAGGCGAAGGCCUCAGAACUUGCAACUUUAAUUCAGACAAAGAGGGAACUUGGUUGUAGAGCUACUUAUAUCCAAACUAUUGAAGAAGGAAUUAAUACACACACUCAUGCAGCCAAAGAUUUCUGGAAGCUUCUGGGUGGCCAAACCAGUUAUCAAUCUGCUGGAGACCCAAAGGAAGACGAACUGUAUGAAACAGCCAUAAUAGAAACAAACUGCACUUACCGUCUGGUGGAUGACAAGCUUGUUCCUGAUGACGACUUCUGGGGGAAAAUCCCAAAGUGCUCCCUUCUGCAAUCAAAAGAGGUACUGGUGUUUGAUUUUGGUAGUGAAGUUUACGUGUGGCAUGGAAAAGAAGUUACAUUGGCACAACGGAAAAUAGCAUUUCAGCUCGCAAAGCACUUAUGGAAUGGAACCUUUGACUAUGAGAAUUGUGACAUUAACCCACUGGAUCCAGGAGAAUGCAAUACGCUUAUUCCCAGAAAAGGACAGGGACGGCCUGAUUGGGCAAUAUUUGGGAGACUUACAGAACACAAUGAGACUAUUUUGUUCAAAGAAAAGUUUCUCGAUUGGACUGAACUGAAGAGACCUAAUGAGAAGAACGCCAGUGAACUUGCCCAGCAGAAGGAAGAUCCUAGGGCUGAUGUCAAGCCAUACGAUGUGACCCGGAUGGUGCCAGUGCCCCAGACGACAGCUGGCACUGUGCUGGACGGGGUGAAUGUGGGCCGUGGCUAUGGCCUAGUGGAAGGGGAUGACCGCAGGCACUUUGAGAUUGCCAGUGUCUCCGUGGAUGUCUGGCAUAUCCUCGAAUUCGACUAUAGCAGGCUCCCCAAACAGAGCAUUGGGCAGUUCCAUGAAGGGGACGCCUAUGUGGUCAAGUGGAAGUACAUGGUGAGCACUGCAGUGGGGAACCGACAGAAGGGAGAGCACUCCAUAAGGGUGGCUGGCAAAGAGAAGUGCGUCUACUUCUUCUGGCAAGGCCGGCAGUCGACUGUGAGUGAGAAGGGCACGUCAGCUCUGAUGACAGUGGAGCUGGAUGAAGAAAGGGGUGCCCAGGUCCAGGUCCUCCAGGGAAAGGAGCCCCCCUGUUUCCUGCAGUGUUUCCAAGGGGGGAUGGUGGUGCACUCCGGAAGACGGGAAGAGGAGGAAGAAAAUGCACAAAGUGAGUGGAGGCUGUACUGUGUGCGAGGAGAAGUGCCCAUGGAAGGAAAUUUGCUGGAAGUGGCCUGUCACUGUAGUAGCUUGAGGUCCAGGACGUCCAUGGUUGUUCUCAACGUAACUAAAGCCCUCAUUUACCUGUGGCAUGGAUGCAAAGCCCAAGCCCACACGAAGGAGGUCGGAAGGACUGCAGCAAAUAAAAUCAAAGAACAAUGCCCCCUGGAAGCAGGACUGCAUAGUAGCAGCAAAGUGACAAUACACGAGUGUGAGGAAGGCUCCGAGCCUCUGGGAUUCUGGGACGCAUUAGGAAGGAGAGAUAGGAAAGCCUACGACUGCAUGCUUCAAGAUCCUGGAAAUUUUAACUUCACACCCCGCCUGUUCAUCCUCAGCAGUUCUUCUGGGGAUUUCUUGGCCACGGAGUUCAUGUAUCCUGCCCGAGCCCCCUCUGUGGUCAAUUCCAUGCCCUUCCUGCAGGAAGAUCUGUAUAGUGCACCGCAGCCAGCGCUUUUUCUUGUGGACAAUCACCAUGAGGUGUACCUCUGGCAAGGCUGGUGGCCCAUUGAGAACAAGAUCACCGGUUCCGCCCGCAUUCGCUGGGCCUCGGAUCGAAAGAGCGCCAUGGAGACCGUGCUCCAGUACUGCAGAGGAAAAAAUAUCAAGAAGCCGCCGCCCAAGUCCUACCUGAUCCACGCGGGUCUGGAGCCCCUGACAUUCACUAAUAUGUUUCCCAGUUGGGAGCACAGAGAGGACAUUGCUGAGAUCACAGAAAUGGAUACGGAAGUUUCCAAUCAGAUCACCCUUGUGGAGGACGUGUUAGCCAAGCUCUGUAAAACCAUUUACCCCCUGGCUGAUCUCCUGGCCAGGCCACUGCCUGAGGGAGUUGACCCUCUAAAGCUGGAGAUUUAUCUCACUGAUGAGGACUUUGAGUUUGCACUAGACAUGACAAGAGAGGAAUUCAGUGCACUGCCCGCCUGGAAGCAGGUGAACCUGAAGAAAGCCAAAGGUCUGUUCUGAGUGGAGAGAUGCUGGUGGAACCUGUUGUCACUUUCAAUACCAUUGGACCAGGAAAAUGGAUAUUUUUUUGGACAGGCAUUUUAAAAUAUAUUUUUUAAUCAGAGAUUUCAAAACCUGAAGUUAUUAGCUCUACCACUAGUCCUGUAGCUGUGUAUUUUGUAAAUGUUUAAGAGAACUCUUCGGAACUCUCUCCCCGAUUCAGCAGGGGAUGGUAAUAAAAUCUGCGGUGCAGCUCAGCGUCGCUCCUCAGCAGAGCCACAGCACCGCCCCCUGUUCCAGCUCAGUGUUGCCGGUGUGUUUGAAGCAGUUCUCUUUAUAAAGUGUUAUUUUGAUAGUUUAUGGAUUCUAAAAUAUAUAUAUUUAUAUAAACACCAUAUAAAUCAAAUAUGUAUUUAACAAAGCAGUAUGCAUUCAUUCACUUUUAAGAUUUUUUGGGAGGUGUCAAAGUAGAUGGAGUUGCUUCUGCCGAGACGUAUCUUCACCUACGUAUCUUCACCGUGUUCAGAAACGUCUUCUUCAGCAUUACAUUAGGUCUUACUUCUUCCGAGUGCUGCUUCCGGUGCUAAAACAGAAAAUGUGCACAUCCUGGCAUGGAAUCUGUGCAAGUUCACCUUUCUACCUUAAUAUCUCCUCAACAUGUAUAGUGCCUUGUUUUUAUGUACAGUUUCUAUACAGACAAGUUUGCUCUGCAUUUUUUGAUGAUGGUUUGGAACAUUACCUACAAUUUUACUCUAAAAUAGUAGAAAUAAAAAAACCUUAAUUUCUAAUGCCUGUUGUUAACAUUAAACAUGUCAUUUUGCAAUCUAGGUCUCCAAAAUAAAAGCUUCAGAAUAAACACAGCAAUUAACUGAUUGGUUCACACUGAA
Myotis davidii is the source of this 7533-nucleotide messenger RNA. It is a transcript of the gene SVIL, whose product is annotated as supervillin. NCBI's taxonomy places the organism in Eukaryota, Metazoa, Chordata, Mammalia, Chiroptera, Vespertilionidae. Gene Ontology annotation, biological process: cytoskeleton organization; barbed-end actin filament capping; actin filament severing. The coding region runs from base 26 to 6667 and encodes 2213 amino acids. Gene Ontology annotation, cellular component: cytoplasm; actin cytoskeleton. The record is from RefSeq and is a predicted model, not a curated record. Gene Ontology annotation, molecular function: actin filament binding; phosphatidylinositol-4,5-bisphosphate binding. The transcript is spliced from 36 exons.